AACUAGAGAGAGAGGGGCAAAAUAACACGCUUGUGUGUGUGAGUAGGAGCGACCUGGAUUAAUAGGAGGAGGGCAACUAAAGACUGCCCGUCAGAUCAGUAACAAUUUCGUCAGACGGACCCUGCUGAUUCUUGUGGGCGCAGUUUAACCUGAUACACCUGCACAAUUCACAGUAGCAUUUGCUGUGUUUUGUUUCUAUUAAUCUCUGCUUAACUAUAUUUUCGUUCUUUUCUUCUGCUUCGUAAACGUCUGUGGCAUGGGAUGAAAUUCUGGAACGGGGAGUUAUUGGGGGAAGAACGAGAUAAACCCUAAGUUCAUGUGGAUGAAACUCCAAUUCUGGAAUUGAAUCUGAUCGAUUGCGAAACGGGUUUUGGUCUGAUCGGUUCGGCAAUGACGAGGCGGAAGGAACGGAUCCUGAAGGAGCUGUACGACAUAACCGAGAAGAUUGCGGAACCGGAGGCAUAUAACGCCAGUCUUGAAAGGGAGUUGCCGAAUACAAGGACCUGUUGAUGAUGCAGACCAUGACAUUCAGAUGAAUACGGUGAGACAUCAUUGACAUUAACAGGGGAUCAUCUCAAGUUGAAAGAGGAUUUAGUAUGCAUUAUGUAAGUGGGAAAGUUAAUGUGAGAGCAGAAUCCGGGAUAUGUAACGUCUGCGCUACUCCUUGCUCAUCCUGUAUGCAUUUUAACCGAGCUGCAUCCUUCAUGGGAUCAAAGUCUGAGUUUUCAGAUGAAACUUCUCAAGGAAAAGCAGCUAGUCGGUGUUCUUUAAAUGAUGCCAAUGUGCCACAUCCUUCGAAGAGCAGAGCAUGCAGUGAUGGACAACCUACAUUUAGUGAAACAAGUAACUUGCUCAGUGCCAGUUCAAGUCAUGACUCAAUCUCCGAAAACGCUGAAAGUAAAGCAACCUUGAAGACCUUUGAUGCGUCAGAUGCGUCUGAAGAUGUUGAGAUGCUUCCGAAACUCUCUUCAGGUGGAACCGGUGGGGAAGAUCAACCUAUUUCAAAGGUACAGUGGAUUUCUCAGACUGCCGUAACAUCAUUGCAAGGUUGUCUUGCAUCAGAUUUGGGUCAGAGAACUUAUUCAAACCAGUUUGAGGAGCAGAAAGGUUUAGAAUGCCAUGGUGAUAAUAUUUCAUGUGUUAGUGGAGCUAAUGAGGCAAAUGUGGCAGUUGUAGAUCUUAAUGUGGACAUAAACAGGAAAAAUUUACCAUGUAAUUUGGCUUCUGUUAGCAGUUCUUCUCCAGGGGGUACGGACAUAACACUUUCUGCUCAAAAUACUUCAAGUUGUAUUGAUGAUUUGAAUUGUAAAAUAGAGGAGAGCAGAAAUAACUCUAGGUGGCCAAGCACAGUCGCCAUAGAAUCUCUAUACAAGAGAAGUACUAAUGCUGCUACACCCCCAGUAUUAACUCCAAAGCCAGAGCCAUUAGAUAUACCUUCCUCAAAAGAUGUUUAUCCUAUCAGGGUUUCACGAAAAGUUCAGAGUCCCUAUUCUCAUUCUCAAAAUGGUAACUCAGUCUCCCAUGAUACAGAUGGGAAGGAUUUGGAAGAAGAUUCAAGUUCACAUCACCGGGAAGAACCCUCUGAAUGUUCCACAGAACAUGUUAAAUCUUCAUUAGGACAAGUUGUAGAGUCCAACAGUGCUACAGGAAAAACUGUUCCACUUAAGUGUGCUAAAAUUGUUCCACAGUUAGAAAACGGUAAAGCUAGCCUUAGCAGAAGUAACUCUUGUGGGGCUUCAAUGAAAGUUCAUCCGUGCUUAGAAUCUGAACCUGCCUUGGUUAACGGGGACCCAUCAACUGAAACCAUAAACUGUUUUGUCAAAAAUGAACAAGUUGAUAAGCCAUGUGCAUUGGCCAAGGUAGCUGAUAUGCUUGAGCCUCCUUUGCAGUCUGAGCCUGUUGAUGAGAGUGAUGGAUCAGAUAUUGUUGAGGAUGAUGUAAAGGUUUGUGAUAUCUGUGGUGACGCAGGUCGGGAAGACUUGCUUGCCUUUUGUAGUAGGUGCAGUGAUGGGGCUGAGCACACUUAUUGCAUGCGAUUAAUGUUGGAUAAGGUCCCAGAAGGUGACUGGAUGUGUGAAGAAUGCAAGCUCAAGGAGGAUACUGAAAAACAAAAGCAGGAUGAGGUCGAAACUACAUCAGGGUUUUCUAAAGAACCAUACCUAAGCGAAAGAAGUCAAAAUUCUGGAGGUGCCAGUACUGUCAGUUCAAAGAUGAUGAUGAAGGUGGAAUUGAAGGCGCCAGAUUCCGAGGGAAACAGGAGUGCCAAAGUUAUCUCAAGUUCCCUUCUGUCUGUUAAGAGGCAUCUAGACAAUUCUGAGGUUGCUUCGGCAGAAAAAAGGCAGGCAUUUGAUACAAGCGUAGGAUCUCCAAAGGCCUCCAGCCCUAGCAAAAAGCCUUUAUUGUCUCGAGAAAGUUCAUUUAAGAGUUUGGAUAAGGGGAAAGUAAAGACCAUCCAUAAAGUAGCUUCAUUUGGAAGCCACUUUGCUAAUAAUUCUCAUGAAAUUGCACAUUCUCCUACUACUACAGGUCCUAACCCUUCAAGGAUCCAAUCACGACUUCAGUCACCCCGGGGUACUCUUUUAAAGUCAAAAUCAUUCAAUAUGUUAAACUUGAAAUCAAAGGUCAAAUUGGUACAGGAGGAUGUCUCCCAGAAGAAAAAAGUUGCUGGAAACUGUGUGAUAGGUGACAUGAAAAAGGAGGGUCUUGUCAGAACAUUAGGUAAAUCUAUGUCAUUCAAAUCGGAAAACUUGGGUUGCUUAAAUGUGACUGAAUCAAAAGUGAAAAUUCUUUCCCCUAAUCUCUCUCGUGUUGAAGAACUAAAGGGACUAAAACAAGCAAAAGAGCAGAACUUAAUUGAAAGGAAAAAUUCAUUCAAAUCAGAUCGCCCUUUGGUCAGUUCUCCAAGAGCUGUUUCUAGCAUGUCUACUCUGAAGAAUGAUCAAAAAAUUAAUUCUCGUGCUGAAAAUGCAUCAUUUCUAUCCUCUGCAACUAACUUCCGUGAUCCAAAACCUGCUCAAGCUGACGGUAAAUUAAAAACUUCAUCAAAACCGGCCAAUCUUGCAAAUAAAGGAUCAGAUAUUCGAAAUGCUUUAGCUGCAUCCAAUGAAGUGAAGAGACAGAGUGUGGUUGGUGCUCUAUCAUCUAAUGGAAGGUGCAGUUCUACUGAGCAAAAGCCAAGCCAAGUUAGUCCCAAGGACGAGCCUACAUCAAGUUCUUCUGUGUCUGCUGAUAGAGCAUGUGGUAAACAUGAUACUCUUCUGCAAGAUGGCUUACCUCAAUCUCGUGAAUCCUUGAAUCAGGGGGCAAAGUCCAGGGAGCCACCUCAUUUAGGCCAUUCAAGGCAAAGUAUCUCUGUUGGGGGUCAAAGUGCCCGUUGUCAAAAAUGUAAAGGGAUGGGUCAUGUUGCACAAUCCUGCCCAGUUUCUAAUUCUCGGGUUUCAGUUCUAGAAGCUUCUGCUGAGAAAAUCUCAAAAGAGAUGAUGGAUAAAAGUUGCAAGUUGAAAGAAGCAGUUGAACCCAAGAUACUAAAACGACCUGGAAUAUGCAGAAAGAAUAGGUCACCUGAGCAGCUGGAUGAAUUGUCCAUGUCAAGUACUGAUUUGAGUACUGAAGUUUCUAAAGAUCAAUUAUCAGCUUCAUCAAGUUGCUUGAGAAAUAAUUCUAGUCAAGGGACUAGUGAUGGACAAGAAAUUGUCAGGAAUUCUGCUGCUGACAUCAGUAGAAUUACAACUGUCGAUAAUGUGAAGCAGUAUGCCAUACACUUAAGAGAAGAAAUAAUUUCCCCCCAAGCAGGAGAAUCAGAUCCCUCUUUCUCUGUGGAUGCAAAUAAGACGAGUUCUUCCAUAAGAAACCUUCCUUUUCUAGAAUCUUCUGUGGCUGCUCCUUCAGGGAUUUCAGUAAUUCCUGAACAUGAUUUCUUAUGGCAAGGUUGUUUUGAGGUGCAAAGAAAUGGAAUACUACCUGAUCUCUGUGAUGGGAUUCAAGCACACUUGUCAACCUGUGCAUCGCCUAAAGUCCCUGAGGUGGUGAAAAAGUUUCCUAGCAAAGUCCUGUUGGAGGAAGUUCCCUGCCUGAGUACAUGGCCAAGACAAUUUGAUGAUAACCAUGCAACAGAAGAUAAUGUUGCUCUCUAUUUCUUUGCCAAAGAUAUUGAGAGCUAUGAAAGAUACUACAAGUGCUUGGUGGAUAAGAUGAUCAGGAAUGACUUAGCUCUCAAAGGAAAUUUUGAUGGAACUGAACUUUUGAUAUUCCCAUCAAAUAAGUUACCAGAUAAAUCCCAGCGUUGGAACAUGUUAUUUUUCCUCUGGGGUGUUUUUAGGGGAAGGAGGCCAAAUUGCUUGGAACAGACACCUGGGCCUCAGAAAAAGGUCUCUCAAGCCAAUCUAGAUACGGUAUUUGCUCACCAAAACUUGCCAGCUAGUGUCCAGCCUGUACAUAAGCAAUUACAUUUGCCUGGGCAGAUGGAGGAUUUAUCUGCAAGUAAUAAAUCAUUUUGUGGGCCAGAAGCAGACAAAUCCACUGCCUCGGUGGAACUGCCAUUUUUAUCAUCUGGAAGACUGGAUGGAGAUUGUGAACCAAAUAUAUCUUCUCUUGACCAUAAGUAUACAAGUUCACAUAAGAAUUUUGAUCAGCAAGGUAGUGGACUUGACAACAAUUCCAUGUCAAGGAUCCAUACAGGCGAUGAGCAGUUGUCAACAAAAUCCAACAGCAACACUUUGAAAGAACAGACAAAUAAAGAGGGCAUGCAAGAAGGGAAGAUUCAAACCUGUACUCAAGCAACUACACAAAAUGGUAAUCUCUAUAAAGGUAAAUCGGUGCCAGUGGAGUUAAAUAAUUCACUAGAUAGACAAGAUGAUUCAUCUUGUUCUUUAAAGACACCUCCCUUCAGUACAUCUCUUUCCCAAGGGUUUGGUGUUGUGGGGGGCACAGAUAAACAAAAAAUCCCGGAGAGAAUGCAGGACGAAAUCAGAGAUGAAAUGAAAAUUCAGAAGGAAAUGAUGAGUCCAGAUGGAUUGAUGGAUAUUGGAACUGCUUUGAAGAGGACACUGAAAAGUGAAUCACUGGACAAAGGAAAUUGCAACUGGGAGAGCAAUAGCAGGAAACGGCUACACAUGGAUUCUGCACUGAUGAUUCAACAAGUUUCUGGUGAAACCUCAAGUUCUAGGAGUCGGGCAACCCUUUGGAUGGGGGAGGAUCAUCUAUUGGUUGGUGGAGAAAGUGAAAUGAAGAAGAUAAAGAGGUGUUCAAGUGUAGUGUAUGGUUGUAAUAGUUCUAGCGAACAAAAUUCUUUCAAUGAAAGAUUUCCACCUCAGGUACAUGAUGUGGCUUCUGGCUUCCCUAUCAAUGAGCAGCAGCAAUAUGGUGAGCCUUAUGAGCGCAUGGAGAACUUGAGGACUACUGAAAGGCACUUCUUUCCUUUAGAUUUAGGUUCUGUGAAGGACUGUAAACCUAGAGAUACUUCUGUGUCAUCACAAAUUCUUUCAUCAAACAAUGAAGAUCUACUGGGAUCUGAAGCCCCAAAUCUAGAGCUUGCUUUAGGGGCUGAGAGGAGACCGCCAAAGCAGGGAAUGCUACCAUGGCUUGUUGGGACGGCAGACAAAAGAAAUACCAGAGACCCAGUGGCAAACAAGAAGGUUGACGACGAUGGUGUCUCAGCUUCUCUUUCUCUCUCUCUUGCUUUCCCUUUCUCCAGCAAGGAACACACUGUGAAGCCUGUUUCAAUAACAGAGCAGCUCUUGCCUGAGGCUCACCGGGUGAACACUUCACUUUUCCUCUUUGGUGGCUUCUCAGACAAUUAGAUCUGGUUCAAUGCACACCUUGUAUAUUACGGCCCCAUGAAUUCAGUUGGUUCAUGGCAGGAAUAUAUCCUUGGGUUUGAUCUAUCCCAUCUGUUCAUAGCCAUAUAUACAUUUGUAAUUUUUUUUUCAUUCUCCCUUCCACCCGUUUUUGUUUCUUUUAUUUUCUUUGUUUUCGGGUGCAUAGAAACGGCUAGUUGUAUAUAAAGAGAAUGAUGGCCAAGGAGUCUUCUUAAAUGCCACGCGGGACUCGCAAAUUGGUGUGUUUGAUAACAGGGUGUAUGCAAGAGAAGUUUGCAGAUGGUGGGGCUGGUAGGGAAAGAGGGGGGCUCCAUGCUCAGUGCUUCUACCAACAUCUUGUUAUAUCCCAUGGCCCUGCGGAUUGUGUGCCAUGGUCCUGUUGGCCCCCCUGCACGUUGGAAUCAAGUGAUAAAAAAAAGUUCAAAUAUCUUUAAAAGUAGCCCUGAAAAAAAGGUAUAUGAAUAGGAAUGCCUAUAGGAGAGAAUCUAAAAUGGAAUUAGAUGGUCAAUGGGAGAUAUAGAGGAAUUUGACCCUAGUUGCAAAUUUUGCAGAGAAAAAUGAAGAUGCAUGACAUCUAUUUUUGUAAAAUGUAAACUACAAAUUGGGAACAUAAAUUUGGCUAUUGGUAGAAGUGCCUGAAGUAUGGAAAUAAUAGUGCUUAUCAAUAGUUAAAAA
Molecule: messenger RNA, 6491 nt
Organism: Nelumbo nucifera (sacred lotus)
Lineage: Eukaryota; Viridiplantae; Streptophyta; Magnoliopsida; Proteales; Nelumbonaceae
Product: protein PARALOG OF AIPP2-like
Biological process (GO): negative regulation of transcription elongation by RNA polymerase II
Molecular function (GO): histone reader activity
Source: RefSeq, a predicted model, not a curated record